Cornus florida is the source of this 1784-nucleotide messenger RNA. RefSeq lists its product as uncharacterized. The coding region runs from base 135 to 821 and encodes 228 amino acids. The record is from RefSeq and is a predicted model, not a curated record. Gene Ontology annotation, biological process: dephosphorylation. The transcript is spliced from 11 exons. Lineage: Eukaryota; Viridiplantae; Streptophyta; Magnoliopsida; Cornales; Cornaceae. Gene Ontology annotation, molecular function: phosphatase activity.
UACCUCUUGUAUCACUGCAACAUGUAGCAAUGUAGGUUAUAGCCUCCGUCGUAACGCCGUUUAACAUAACUCUUUAACGUCAAGAGAGAGAAAUCAAAAGCGACGAUUAGGGUUUUGUUUCAUAAAUCAGGAAAAUGGUGUCAUUUGGAUCUCUCAAAUCGGCAAUCUUCGAAAGGGAAGAGAAAAAACAGCAGUAUCAAGCUCAUAUACGAGGACUCAACGCCUACGAUCGGCACAAAAAAUUUGUGAAUGAUUACGUUGGUUUUUAUGGAAAAGAAGGAUCUACACAAGAAAAGUUGCCAGCUAAAACUGAUCAAGACACACUCAGAGAAGGAUACCGGUUUAUACGUUCUGAGGAAGAUGACAUGGACCGGUCUUGGGAACAAAGGCUUGUGAAGCGUUACUAUGACAAGCUUUUCAAAGAAUACUGCAUUGCUGAUAUGUCACAGUACAAAACUGGCAAGGUUGGACUGAGGUGGAGGACUGAAAAAGAAGUCAUAUCUGGGAAAGGGCAGUUCUUAUGCGGUAACAAGCAUUGCAAUGAGAAAAAUGGACUGGGAAGCUAUGAGGUGAACUUUUCUUAUUUUGAAGCUGGGGAAAACAAACAGGCCUUGGUGAAACUGGUUGUGUGUGAGAGAUGCACAGAGAAACUUGUUUACAAAAGGCAGAAGGAGAAGGAGCAAUCAAUGAAACGAGAGAAAGAAGUGCUCAAAAGGAAAAGGGAAAGGUCAAGACGCAAGGAUGAUACAGAUGACGAGUAUGAGAUGAGCAAAGAGAGGAGAAAAGGAAAAAAUACUUCCAACUUCAGCUGGUGGUCAUAAGAUUGACGAAGAAAACUUGGAUCAGUAUCUUGAGGGAAUGUUUCCUUGAAAUUAAUUGAAUGAUUGCCGUCACACCAAGCUAUCUUCUGUAUUUGACAUGGUGAAAUGCAAAAAUACCUAAAUGAGCUGAAAUCUGAUUGUUACACGUACGCUGCAAAAUAUUUUGUUUAUUAAUGGUGAAACAAAACUAUCAAGGUUGUAAUUUUGAGUAGCUUGAAGAAUUUUCUGAUAUAGGUGGGCAUUUUAUUAGUGAAAAGGAAAUAAAAAAGAUGUGAUUAUGGGACAUCACAUGAAUUUCAUAUGAAUGUAUCUAAUGGAUGAAGGUAACUUGGCUUGUAUAUUAGGUGUAUGUUUCGAACUUGCAUAUCAGUAUAUCAUUACUUGAAUCAAAUGUCUUUUAACGGAUUUGGAUUUGCAUGUUUAAAGAAACAGGGGAUCAAUUUGUAGAGAAUGAUUAAGAGAUGAGAAUUAAUCUGAUGAAGAUGUGAAAUUGAUAAUUAAAUAUGAUGAAUUUAAUUAGGUUGAUUUCGAAUCACAAAAGCUCCUUAAUUAUAGCUUUUAUGUUCUUGCACAAACCAUCAUGAAAAUGCUUUUAUGUUCUUGCACAAUACAUCAUGAAAAAAAAAUUAGUGAAUGAUAUCUGGACCAUAUUAGCUUACCAAAAUAAUCCACAAAAAAAAAAAAAAAAAAAAAAAAAAAAAAAAUCAGAUUUAAGUAAAACAAAACCAACACAUUAUAGAAAACAAAUUUUAUUGGUAACAAAAAAAAGAAAAACAUCCGAUACAAAAAAUAGAAACAAAAGCCCCUUAAUUAUAGCUUUUAUGUUCUUGCACAAUUCAUCAUGAAAAUGCUUUUAUGUUCUUGCACAAUCCAUCAUGAAAAUUUUAAUGAUUGAUAUCUAGACCACCAAAUUAGGUUACCGAAAUAAUUCAAAAACACAAAAAAAAAAAAACAAAAACAAAA